CCAUGUGUAUCAUCUUCUUUAAGUUUGAUCCUCGCCCUGUUUCCAAAAAUGCGUACAGGCUCAUCCUAGCAGCCAACAGGGAUGAAUUCUACCACCGGCCGUCCAAAUCAGCCGACUUUUGGGGGAACAACAAUGAAAUCCUCAGUGGGCUCGACAUGGAGGAAGGGAAGGAAGGUGGAACGUGGCUCGGCAUCAGUACGCGGGGCAGGCUGGCAGCACUCACCAACUACCUGCAGCCACGGCUGGACAGGGACGCCCGGGGUAGAGGUGAACUGGUCACCCACUUCCUGACCACCGACAUAGACAGCUUGUCCUACCUGAAGAAGGUUUCCAUGGAAGGGCAUCUGUACAAUGGCUUCAACCUGAUAGCAGCAGAUUUAAGCACGGCCAAGGGAGACGUUGUCUGCUACUAUGGAAACCGGGGACAGCCUGAGCCCAUUGUGCUGACACCAGGCACCUAUGGGCUGAGCAAUGCGCUGCUUGACACACCUUGGAGGAAGCUGAGCUUCGGGAAGCAGCUCUUCCAGGAGGCUGUGGAGCAGAGCCAGGCUCUGUCCAAGGACGCCCUUGUCGCCCAGCUCCUUGGCGUGCUUAACAACGAGGAAGCACAACUGCCAGACCCGGCCAUCGUGGACCAGGGCAGGGAGUAUGUGCAACCCAUCCUGAGCAAGUACGCAGCUGUGUGUGUCCGCUGCCCAGACUAUGGUACCAGAACCAACACAGUCAUCCUGGUGGAUGCGGAAGGCCACGUGACCUUCACGGAGCGCAGCAUGCUGGACAAAGACCCCACCUGCUGGGAGACCAGCACCCAUGAGUUUAAACUACAGAGCUAACCCCACCUGUG
Molecule: messenger RNA, 844 nt
Organism: Orycteropus afer afer
Lineage: Eukaryota; Metazoa; Chordata; Mammalia; Tubulidentata; Orycteropodidae
Gene: TANGO2
Product: transport and golgi organization 2 homolog
Biological process (GO): Golgi organization; protein secretion
Cellular component (GO): Golgi apparatus
Source: RefSeq, a predicted model, not a curated record